AUGACCUUAAAGACCCUGGAAGAAGACUUUUAUGGACCUAGCCUAGAAGAAUAUUUCAUCAAUCCCUCGGAGAUUAAUGAUUGCUGCUCUGGCAAGAUAGUUGAUGAGAUAUAUGACAAAUAUCUCUCCAAUAUCUCCGAGCUAUGCGAUUGCAGCCAAUUACGCUCCCGUAAGAGAGAUGACGGAUAUAUUUCCGAUGACGAAGAUAUCUACAUUGCUGAGAGGACCACCGUCGUCUUUUGGGACUUGGUGACCUACCCAAUCCCAAUCCCGGACAAUCUUCAACCUUAUGGAGAAACUAUCAGAUCAGCUCUUAAACAAAUGGGCACUCAUGGUGCUGUGUAUAUAAUGGCGUAUGGUGAGAACCUGAGCCACCUCGAAGAUGAACUGAACAAAGCCGGAAUCGUAUACGCACCAGAAGGGCAUCGCGAGAUGGUUCUGGACGUUGUUGCUUUCGCAAAUAGUACCAAUGGAGAUUUAAUGGUAAUCCCAAAGCCAGACCCAGAUAGUGAGUUCCACAGGGUUCUCAAGUGUUUGGAAUCGAGGCAUCACGGUCUUUUCUUAGUAGAGCCGCCUGAUGAUGAGGACAGCGCACAUGGUCUAUGCCUUGAUUCUGUACAGUCAAUAGUUGACUGUACACAAGGUUUAAACGGACGAAAGCCUGUCAUCAGAGCGAUGAGGAUAGAUUAUAGUUAUACACUUGGUGAUGAUUUUAUGGAAGAUUUCUCAAAGCGAAUCAGAUUCGUGAAAGGGGCCAAGGCAGGCGUGUUCUGGGACGCGGAGGAUUUCCCUUUCCCUGAUGGUUGGAGUCCUGAUGAUAUCUAUAAGAAGAUCGAAUUAGCAUUUCGUGCUGAUGGUGUUGAGGGUAAGAUUUCAGUCUGGGCCUAUGUUGGUGACCGAUAUGGGGAUUUUCUGAGGAGGAAGAAGAAGACUUGGGAAUCAAGUAUCUACUUCCUUCCCGCGACAAGUGAUAGAAUGUUACAUGACAUCAAUUUAUGGGCAAUGGACUCUCAUGUGGACUAUCCUGAUCCAGCAUAUGUGAUCCUAGUAUCGGGGAAAGUCGGACGUGACCGGGCCUUCACCAGAAGUCUUCAAGCUUUGGAUAUCCGUAAUUACAGUGUUUCCUUGAUAACUCCCCCUAAGAUCGCCGUUCAGUCCAGCUGA
Molecule: messenger RNA, 1164 nt
Organism: Microthlaspi erraticum
Lineage: Eukaryota; Viridiplantae; Streptophyta; Magnoliopsida; Brassicales; Brassicaceae
Source: the annotation of a GenBank genome assembly